This is a messenger RNA of Nycticebus coucang (slow loris), 2727 nucleotides long. It is a transcript of the gene IFT22, whose product is annotated as intraflagellar transport 22. Gene Ontology annotation, molecular function: GTPase activity. The record is from RefSeq and is a predicted model, not a curated record. Gene Ontology annotation, biological process: intracellular protein transport. Lineage: Eukaryota; Metazoa; Chordata; Mammalia; Primates; Lorisidae. The coding region runs from base 234 to 836 and encodes 200 amino acids. Gene Ontology annotation, cellular component: endomembrane system. The transcript has 6 exons.
UGAGCUUAGCUGCUCCAGCUCCGCUCCGACGCGCCUGCUUCGGUGGGGUCUGCAGGGCUCCGGCGGCCGUCUGUGGGCUCUGGUGAGCUGCCCGGCUGUUGAUGACGAUGCUGAAGGCCAAGAUCCUCUUCGUGGGGCCCUGCGAGAUAAGGUGACUGAGAACCAGCCAGGGAAAUCAUUGUGGGUAAAGUCACCCAGCAGCAGAGGCAGCACUGGAAUUCCAUGCUUCCUGGAUGCCAGACUGGGCCACUGCCCCCACACUAGAGCCAGGCAGUGACAUCCCAACCAGAGAGACCCUUCUGUCCUGGGGAUCUCAGAGUGGAAAAACUGUGUUGGCUAACUUUCUGACAGAAUCUUCUGAUAUCACUGAGUACAACCCAACCCAAGGAGUGAGGAUUCUGGAAUUUGAGAACCCACAUGUUACCAGCAACAGCAAAGGCACAGGGUGUGAAUUUGAACUAUGGGACUGUGGCGGAGAUACAAAGUUUGAGUCCUGCUGGCCAGCCCUGAUGAAGGAUGCCCAUGGAGUGGUGAUCAUCUUCAAUGCCGACAUCCCAAGCCACCGGAAGGAAAUAGAAAUGUGGUAUUCCUGCUUUGUCCAGCAGCAGUUCUUACAGGAUACUCAGUGUUUGUUAAUUGCACACCACAAACCAGGCUCUGGAGGUGAUAAAGGAAGACUGUCUUUGUCACCACCCUUGAACAAGCUGAAGCUGGUGCACUCGAAUCUUGAGGACGACCCUGAGGAUAUCCGGAUGGAAUUCAUAAAGUAUUUAAAAGGCAUAAUCAACUCCAUGUCUGAGAGCAGAGACAGGGAGGAGAUGUCAAUUAUCACCUAACCAUCCUUCACUUGGGACUCCCACAUUCCUUAUAAUACCAACAUCUUUCCCAUUGCACAUCCGAAAUCACAUGCAGGUACUGAUGUUCUCUUCUCCGCUAUAGAAGACAUUUUCCUAUCAGCUAGAAGGUACUAGUAAGCCAGGGAGAUGACUCAUACCAUCUACGCUCUGUCCUUAGUCCAAUUGAGAAAAAUCCUAUCAUUGGAUUCUGAAUUCCUGGCCCCAGACCAUUCCAAAGCUGGAAAUUGAGAGUUUUCUUUUUCCCCUUCACAUGUAUAUAAAACUUGUGCCAUUGUAACUAUCAUAGCCCCAUGAUACAAUAGUUUAAUCCAUGGGUAUUGGUUUGAAUGUGAUAAUUUUCAUUCCUUGAUUUCAUUCCUACUCAACAAAUACCAACUGGGUUGAGCAUCUGCUAUGUGUGCAGCACAGUUUUGGCUGCUGACCACAUACAGCAUAAAUGAGAAAGACAAAAAUCUUUGCCUUCAUGGAGCUUUCAUUCUGUUUUUCUAAAUAAUAGUAAGGUAGAGACAAAGACUUAAAUACUACAUAUUGGAUAUGCAAAAAAAAAAAAAAGAAGAAGAUUCUACACUUUCUAUAACUGCUUUAAAUCUCACAUGUUCCCCUGGGGUACUUAAAAUGCUAAAUGAAGGUAUCGUUGACCCUCAUUCAUGGAUUUUUUAUUUGGGAAUUUGCCUACUCACUAAAAUUUACUUUUAACCUCCAAAUCAAUACUUUCUUUGUUAUUUGCAAACAAGCACAGAGUGGCAAAAAAUUUGAAUGGCCCAAUGCACACAUUCCCAUCUGACUGAAGUCAAACAGGGGAGUUCUGCCUUCUUGUUUCAGCUCUCAUACUAUAAACAAAUGCUCUUUUCGUGUUCUUCUUUGUCACAUUUUUUUGCUUUUUCUUGGUGAUUUUGCUGUUUCAAAUGACCCCAAGGAUAGUGCUGCAGUGCUGUCUAGUUUUCCUAAGUGCAAAUAAGCUGUGAUGUGCCUAUGGAGAAAAUAUGUGUUUUAUUUAUUUUUUUUUAUUUUGGAUUAAUAUAAGGGUUCAUAUGAUUGGAUACAUAUAAGGGUUACAUUGUUCACAUUUGUUAGGUGGCAUUCAAGUUGUAGUUGAAUCCUUUACCCAGGAGGUGUGCCACAUUCCCUUAUAUUGUGCUCGUUAGGUGGGAGCUUACUGAGCCCCUUCUCCCACUCAUCCCCCCUACUUGAAAUUGUGUUUUUCAUUCCUAUGGACCUGUAAUUGUUCAUCUGCUAAUUUGAAAUGAAAGUAUCUGUUUUAUAUAAAUUUCAUUCAAGUGUGAGUAACAGUGCUAUUGGCCAUGAGUUCAAUAUAAUGAAUCAAAAUAUAUUAAAUAAAAUAUCUUUAAAAAGAAAUACAUAAAACAAAGUUAUGUAUUGACCAGCUGAUGUAAAUGUGACAGAGACUCAUAGAAAUCGACCUUGUAUUUGCCCUAGGAGCAAAUGUUCAUUAUUUGCUAAUUCAGUGUUCUUAGUGACUUUAUAGAACGUAACUACUGUGAAUAACAAGUAUCAGCUAUCUCCACCUCUUACAGUUUAAAGGUUUUCCCAUUAAUUCUGUCUCUGGGAUACAUAUUUAAUCAAUUCACGGUUACAAUCCACUUCUGCCUUCUCCCAAAGAUGACAUCAAAAUAUCUGGAAAGUAUGUAUGUCCUAUUGAGAUGGGGCAGCCGUUCCAAUGGUAGGCACUCUGGUUACUCCCUGCUGGCCAUGUCCUGGGAAGUCUAAGACUGUUGAGGCUUGUGGCUUGGGCUCUCCACACAUUCCAGAAACCACAGUCCCCAGGAUUACUCUACUCCCCCAUUCUGGGCCAAGGCAUCUACUGAGAGUCACCGGUGUCCUCCUACCAAUAUCACAUCUGUAAAGAUCU